This is a messenger RNA of Nematolebias whitei (Rio pearlfish), 6763 nucleotides long. It is a transcript of the gene chd9, whose product is annotated as chromodomain helicase DNA binding protein 9. Gene Ontology annotation, molecular function: ATP-dependent chromatin remodeler activity; protein binding; ATP binding. The record is from RefSeq and is a predicted model, not a curated record. NCBI's taxonomy places the organism in Eukaryota, Metazoa, Chordata, Actinopteri, Cyprinodontiformes, Rivulidae.
GUAAGGUCGAAGCCGGACGACAACGAAGCGGCACGCAACGGCACAAUGAGAGCUUCCUGGACUGCCACGCACCUCCUCUACCGCCAACAGCGCUGCUCCCUCAUCGCCCUGUGACGAGACGAACAAGGGAGGAAGAGAGAGCGAGAGGCUCCCAUGCGCUCCCCUUGAGCCCUGCCCGCUGGGGGAGGAGGCGACGACGAAACAGUUCCAACACUCUCGUUCUCGCCCGAGGAGAAGAGUUGACCGGGAAGGAGGAGGGGAGGGGGGGACACCACAGCUCAAGGAAGAGUGGGAGAAACCGACUGUAGAAAGGAAAAGAGUGUAAGAGAAACAGUGAGUGAGCAACAGAAAGAAGAAAAUAAGAACACAGUGAAAGGGCAAGGCUUUUUUUUUUUUAAGCCGGUUGGAGAGGGAGAGUAAAGAGGAAGGAAAAAAACACACCAUGUCUACAGUGAAGAGGCCAAGAGGAAGGCCUCGAAAGAAUGCCAAUGGUCCUGGUAGCCAGGUACGGGUCCUCAGUCCAACGCUGAAGAGUUCAUCAUCCUCCUCCUCUUCAUCUUCGUCUUCAUCCUCACCCAGCUCCUCAUCAGAGAAGAAGGCACGACGGAGGAAGCAUCAUCAGAUGGAGCCAGUUCUGCAAGAGAAGCAGGAAAAGGCUAAUAGGAUUAUAUCAGAAGCUAUUGCUAAGGCCCGGCAGAGAGGAGAGAAGAACAUCCCACGAGUCAUGAGUCCAGAGUGUUUUCCCGGCUCUUCGGCUCAGUAUAAGGCCCAUCAUAAAGGAAACGGCAAGGCCCGGUCCAAAGACAAGGCCUCUAGGAAGGCCUGCAUUGUGCCCUCUUCAAAGUCUAAGCAAAAGUCCAAGAUUGGGCGCAACUGCAUCCUGGCAGAUGAAAUGGGCCUGGGAAAGACCAUCCAGUCCAUCACAUUCCUGGAAGAGAUCCAUCGUAUUGGCAUCAAAGGGCCCUUCCUCAUAAUCGCCCCCCUGUCUACUAUCGCAAACUGGGAGCGCGAGUUUCACACCUGGACUCACCUCAACGUCAUUGUUUACCAUGGGAGCAUGAUCAGCAGGCAGAUGUUGCAGCAGUACGAGAUGUAUUUCAGGGAUGCUCAGGGUCGUGCGAUUCGAGGUGCAUACAAGUUCCAGGCCGUUAUCACCACGUUUGAGAUGAUCCUUGGAGGCUGUCCUGAACUCAAUGCCAUCGAGUGGCGCUGCGUGAUUAUUGACGAGGCCCAUCGUCUGAAGAACAAGAACUGCAAGCUGCUAGAGGGUUUUAAGCUCAUGAACCUGGAGCACAAGGUCCUGUUGACGGGUACCCCUCUCCAGAACACAGUGGAGGAGCUUUUCAGCCUCCUCCACUUCCUUGAACCAGCGCGUUUCCCCUCUGAAAAUACCUUCAUGCAGGAGUUUGGAGACCUUAAGACAGAGGAGCAGGUUCAGAAACUUCAGGCCAUCCUGAAGCCCAUGAUGCUGCGCCGUUUAAAAGAGGAUGUGGAGAAGAAGCUGGCUCCUAAAGAAGAAACUAUCAUUGAGGUUGAGCUCACCAACAUCCAGAAAAAGUACUACCGGGCCAUCCUUGAGAAGAAUUUCUCUUUCUUGGCUAAAGGAGCUGGUCAGGCAAACAUGCCCAACCUGGUCAACACGAUGAUGGAGUUAAGAAAGUGCUGCAACCACCCCUACCUCAUCAAAGGGGCAGAAGAGAAGAUCCUGGAGGACUUUAGGGAAGUAUACAGCCCUGGUGCUGCUGACUUCCACCUGCAGGCGAUGGUGCAGUCUGCUGGAAAGUUGGUCCUUAUCGAUAAACUGCUGCCUAAGAUGAAGGCAGGAGGGCACAAGGUGCUCAUCUUCUCCCAAAUGGUGCGCUGCUUGGAUAUCUUGGAAGACUACCUCAUUCAGAAAAGGUACUUGUAUGAGCGUAUUGAUGGUCGUGUUCGUGGAAACCUGCGACAGGCUGCUAUAGACCGCUUCAGUAAGCCCGACUCGGACCGCUUCGUUUUCCUCUUGUGCACAAGAGCUGGUGGCCUGGGAAUCAACCUCACUGCUGCAGACACCUGCAUCAUCUUUGACUCUGACUGGAAUCCACAGAACGACCUGCAGGCCCAGGCUCGCUGCCACCGGAUCGGUCAAAAUAAAGCGGUGAAGGUGUACCGUCUUAUCACCAGGAACUCAUACGAGCGUGAAAUGUUUGACCGCGCCAGUCUCAAGUUGGGCCUGGACAAAGCAGUGUUGCAGAGCAUGAGCGGUCGAGAUAACAGUCUGGGAGGAGGCACCGGGGGAGGGGCUGCGCAGCAGCAGCUGUCCAAGAAAGAGAUCGAGGACCUGUUGCGGCGCGGCGCCUACGGAGCCAUCAUGGAUGAGGAGGAUGAAGGGGCCAAAUUCUGCGAGGAAGAUAUUGACCAGAUCCUGCAGCGUAGGACAAAGACCAUCACCAUUGAGUCAGAGGGACGAGGAUCCACCUUCGCUAAAGCCAGCUUUGUGGCAUCCGGAAACCGCACUGACAUCUCUCUGGAUGACCCUAAUUUCUGGGACAAAUGGGCCAAAAAGGCUGACAUCGAUAUGGAAAUGGUCAAUGGCAGAAACAGCUUGGUGAUCGACACUCCUCGCGUCAGGAAGCAGACGAGACCCUUCAGCGCCACCAAAGACGAGUUGGCAGAACUUUCAGAGGGCGAAAGUGACAGCGACGACACCAAGCCCAAGCUGAGACGAAACGAUCGUCUGAACAGCUACGGCCGCACAGAGUGCUUUAGAGUGGAAAAGAACUUGCUUGUUUAUGGAUGGGGUCGUUGGAAGGAUAUUCUCAACCAUGGUCGUUUUAAGAAGCAGCUGACUGAGUGGGAUGUAGAGUCCAUCUGCAGGGCCCUGCUGGCUUACUGCCUGGUUCAUUACCGUGGUGAUGACAAAAUUAAGAGCUUCAUGUGGGACCUAAUUGCUCCCUCUGAGGAUGGACGCACUAAGGAGCUUCAGAAUCACCUCGGCUUGUCUGCCCCAGUCCCUCGGGGCAGGAAGGGUAAGAAGAUGAAGACUCAGUCAAGCUCUUUUGACAUCCACAAGGCUGAGUGGCUUAGAAAGCAUAACCCGGAGCAUAUGCUUCAGGACGACGGCUACAAGAAGCACCUGAAACACCACUGCAACAAGGUGCUGCUCAGGGUCAGAAUGCUCUACUACCUGAAACAAGAGGUGAUAGGAAGUCAGGCGCAGAAGGUGCUAGAUGGUGUCGACUCCAGUGAGGUGAAGAUCUGGGUGCCAGAUCCGGACCACUCGGAGCUGCCAGCCCUGUGGUGGGAUGCAGUCGCCGACAAGUGUCUGAUGCUUGGUGUCUUCAAGCAUGGUUAUGAAAAGUACCACACUGUCCGCGCCGACCCGACCUUGUGUUUUUUAGAGCGUGUGGGGCGACCGGAUGAGAAGGCCAUCGCUGCAGAGCAGAGAGGCAACGAUUUCAUGGAUGGGGAUGUGGAUGAUCCAGAGUACAAACCUGCUCCAGCCCUGGUAAAGGAUGACAUGGAGGAUGACGCCUCCUCUCCUGGAGAUUUGGUUGUUGCUGAUAAUCCUGGAGAUGCAGCUCCGAUGACAGAAGGCCAGACGAUCUACUGGCCCUCCUCCUCUGUGUUGACAGCCAGACUGAGGCGACUGAUCACAGCCUCUCAGCGCUUCACCAAGAGCCGGCAGAUCCUCCACAUCCACCAGGUUCAGUCUCAGUCCCAGCAACCCAUGAUGCUGUCUGCUCCCCUCUGCCCAUUGCCCCCCACGCUCAACGACACUCUCAACCCCAAGAUGGCUGCGAAGAUCGAACGUCAGCAAAGAUGGACCCGAAGAGAAGAGGCUGACUUCUACCGGGUUGUCUCCACGUUUGGUGUCGUUUUUGACCCAAACCUUGGGCGCUUUGACUGGACCAAGUUCAGGGCCAUGGCUCGGCUGCACAAGAAGACAGAUGAGAGCCUGCAGAAAUACUUGUGUGCCUUCACCGCCAUGUGCAGACGGGUGUGUCGCCUGCCACCUAAAGAAGGAGAUGCUGCAGUGGAUCCUUCUCUCACCAUCCAGCCAAUCACAGAGGAGCGAGCGUCUCGCACCCUGUACAGAGUAGAGCUGCUUCGCCAGGUGAGGGAACAGGUGCUCAGACAUCAGUUGCUUUACGAACGCCUCCGGCUGUGCCAGAUGAGCUCAGACUUGCCCGUGUGGUGGGAAGUUGGCACUCAUGACCGGGACCUGCUAAUCGGCGCUGCUAAGCACGGCGUCAGUCGGACCGAUUACCACAUUCUGAGGGACCCUGAGCUCAGCUUCAUGACUUCACAACGCAACUACAGUCAAAUGAAGGCUGCUCCGCAGCAACCGCGCCCAACUGCAGCACUCAUGCAUCCUCAGUACCAGGCUUCCAGCUCAUUGAUGACGCCCCCAGCCACUCAGAGAGACAUAGACCCCUGUGGGGUUGGACUGAAAGUGGAGUCUGCUUCAGAGGAGGAGGAGGGUAAAGAGAGGCAAAGAGGGAGGUGGAGCCCUCCUCACCUGCCAGCAACUCCCACAGGUCUGGAAGAAAAGCCCGUUUCCAUGGUGAGUGACAGCGAUAGGCAGAUGGUGGCAGCACGCACCAAACCGCUCACUCCAAACUCCACCGAGAGGAAACCCAAGAAGGCCAGUAAGAGAGGCCGCAGGGAGGCCACGCGAGGCUCCGAGUCUGACUCAGACGGCUCCUCAUCGAGCUCUUCAUCACGCUCCUCUUCAUCUUCGUCAUCUUCAUCGUCAUCACAUUCCGGGUCCAGCUCCUCAUCCUCAUCAUCAUCUUGUUCUUCCGGCUCCUCAUCUUCAUCGUCUUCUUCCUCGUCCUCAUCUGAUGACAGUGACAGUGAGGGAGAGAAAGCAAAGAAGAACGUGCCUGUAUCAACAAGUGUGAAGGGCUUUGAUGAGGACAGCGUGGCCUCUUUAAGGUCUACACAGGAUGAAACACAAGAUGCCCACGUGGCUGAGAACGGUGUCGCCAGCAACUCCUCCCAUCCUUUCCAGGGAGGAGGGUACAUGCUCGCUGCAUCCUACUGGCCAAAGGAUCGUGUCAUUAUAAAUCGCCUCGACAGCAUCUGCCAGGCUGUGCUCAAGGGCAAGUGGCCAGGUCCACGUCGGUUCUAUGAGCCCGGAGGUGCAGUGGCCUCCUUCUACACCACCAAGCUGCUAGACAACGCCAACAGCCUGAGCGAGGACCCCUCUGCAUCACCACAGGGGUCAAAGCAGGAAGGAGGUCUGAAGCUGACCUUUCAAAAACAGGGUCCACCUAUGAAGAGGCCCCUGGAGUCUGAAGAAGGCCCUCAGGCCCAGCAGCAGUAUCUGGUCCGUCUUCAUGAGCUGCAGAGUGCGUCGGACACGGGUCUGGCUGACAUCACCAAGCCUCAUAGCAGCGUCCAGACUGUUCCUCCAGCUUUUACUGAUGAGAUGAGGAUGAACGGAGCUCUGGAUGGUCAGCCCCUGGUUAAAAAACGAAGAGGCAGGAGAAAAAAUGUGGAAGGGAUGGACCUGCUCUUUACGAACAGGAAUCAAGUAACUACUGUUCCUAAUCAGGCGGCCUCGGGAUGGGGAGGGAUUGGCCAGGUGGGCUUAGCUGGAGCUGCUAUGCCAGGAUCCAGUCACAGCUCGACUCAGGUUUCUGCAGACACAGAAACAAGGGUCCCUGUUAUCAACCUCAAAGAUGGCACUCGGCUCGCAGGGGAGGACGCCCCCAUGAGGAAAGACCUGCAACUGUGGCUAAAGGAGCACCCUGGCUUUGUGGCAGACACAGGAGCUUUUAUUCCGGGAGUAAAUAAAAUGCAAAUGCAGUUCCACUUCCAAGAUGGUCGACCCAAGCAAAAGAGGCAUCGCUGCAGGAAUCCAAACAAGAUCGAUGUCAACAGUUUGACCGGAGAAGAGAGGGUCCAGAUAAUCAACAGGAGAAAUGCCCGCAAGAUUGGCGGAGCCUUUGCUCCUCCUCUCAAAGAUCUGUGCAGAUUCCUUCAAGAAAACCCAGAAUAUGGAGUCCCGCCUGAAUGGGCUGACGUAGUUAAACAAUCGGGUUACCUCCCAGAGAGCAUGUUUGACCGGAUCCUAACAGGACCCAUUGUUCCUGAGGAGGUGAGUCGGCGAGGACGUCGACCCAAGAAUCCUCUGGCAAAGGUGGCAGCAGCAGCACCCAGCCCGGCGACCUCUGCUCACGGUUUGAACCCUCUCCUGAAUAACGGCCUCCUCUCUGGGAUGGACCUCACGAGUCUGCAGGCCUUCCAGCAAAACCUGCAGAGUUUGCAGUCCCUGCAGCUCACCGCAAACCUGAUGGGACUCCCAUCCGAUGCCAGCAACCUGGCUGCCAGUAACUUAGCUGCAAUGUUUCCCAUGAUGCUUUCUGGUGUGGCUGGAUUGCCCAACCUGCUUGGUAUGAGCAACUUGCUUGGGAAGCCUGCGCAGGAAAGUGUUGGAGGCUCUGAAGAGAGGACAAAGGGAACAGGAGAGCAUUCUAAUGCUCCCUCUCAUGCUUCAGAAGGAAAAAGGACAGAGGGCUCGAACACGACUCCUUCCUCCACUUCCAGUUGUGUUUCCUCAGCCACCACCACACAAAGUGCUUCGGCUACCUCUGCAGCCUCCAGUCACCCAGUUCCUCUUAACCCCUUGUUACUGUCCAGUAUGCUUUACCCAGGGAUGCUUCUCACUCCAGGCCUUAACCUUCCUGUGUCUGCCUCACAACCUCAGCGCUCAAACAGUGACCCUUCCAGCCUUCCUCCUGCUGCCCCUCCUCCACCUGGUACAGUGUUGUUUUGA